GCCCAGACCCGGUCGGGCUGCGUCUCCCAACGCGCUGGCAGCCCCGGGGAGUCCCAACCCCGGAAGCGAUCGGCGGCGGGGGCCCGGGGUCUGGACACCGCACCACCACGCCGGGCGGUCCCGCUCCCCGACGCCGGAGUCGCGCCUGCAUGUCACUGGCGCCGCGUGAGGCCGCGCUCUGCCAAUGGAUACCGGCGGCUCCUCGGACAAUCAGGCAUGAUGGGCGUCGGGGCGGGACCCGGCGGACUCCGGCGCCCUGGGGCAGCGGCGGCGUAGCGUCGGCCUUGAACCAUGAACCUGGACGCCGAGAACCGGGUGGUGCUCAACGUGGGCGGCAUCCGGCACGAGACGUACAAGGCGACCCUGAAGAAGAUCCCCGCCACGCGCCUUUCCAGGCUCACCGAGGCCCUGGCCAACUACGACCCGGUGCUCAACGAGUACUUCUUCGACCGACACCCGGGCGUCUUCGGACAGAUCCUCAACUACUACCGCACCGGGAAGCUCCACUAUCCUACCGACGUCUGCGGGCCUCUCUUCGAAGAAGAACUUGAGUUCUGGGGUCUGGACGCCAACCAGGUGGAACCCUGUUGCUGGAUGACCUACACUCAGCACAGGGACACCCAAGAGACCCUUGCGGUCUUGGAUCGGCUCGACCUAGACACAGACAAGCCAAGUGACGAAGAGAUCGCUCGCAAGUUCGGCAUGGAAGAGGAGUACCUGGCGGGCACGUUGUCCUGCUGGCAGCGGGUAAAGCCCAAGAUAUGGUCGCUGUUCGACGAGCCCUACUCGUCCACGGCGGCCAAGGUGAUCGGCGUCAUGUCCGUGUUCUUCAUCUGCGUGUCCAUUCUGUCCUUCUGCCUCAAGACCCACCCCAACAUGCGGGUGCCGGUCAUCAAGAACAUCACCGUGCACACGUCCGACAGCUCCGUGGCCUGGACCCUGGACAAGAUGCAGACCAACCCGCACGACGCCUUCUUCUACAUCGAGUGCGUCUGCAACGCCUGGUUCACCUUCGAGAUCAUCAUCCGCUUCGUGGCUAGCCCCAGCAAGCUGGACUUCGUGCGCGGAGCCGUCAACAUCAUCGACUUCACGGCCACCCUCUCCUUCUACAUCGACUUCACCCUGCAAAAGCUCGCCUCGCACCUGGAGAACGCCGACAUCCUCGAGUUCUUCUCCAUCAUCCGCAUCAUGAGACUGUUCAAACUUACGCGCCACUCGGCGGGACUCAAAAUCCUCAUCCAGACCUUCAAGGCCAGUGCCGGGGAGCUCAUCCUGCUUGUGUUCUUUCUCGUGUUGGGCAUCGUUAUCUUCGCCAGCCUCGUCUACUACGCCGAGCGCAUCCAGUCCAACCCGGAGAACGACUUUAACAGCAUACCGCUCGGCCUCUGGUGGGCGCUAGUGACGAUGACCACCGUCGGCUACGGCGACAUGGUGCCCAAGACGUACGCCGGCAUGUUCGUGGGCGCCCUGUGCGCGCUCGCCGGCGUGCUCACCAUCGCGCUUCCCGUGCCCGUGAUCGUGUCCAACUUCGCCAUGUUCUAUUCGCACACUCAGGCGCGGGCUAAAUUGCCCAAGAAGCGGCGACGCGUCGUGCCCAUCGAAGUGCCCAGGGGACCGCACCGCAGGCCCCAAGACCUAAAGAAUCCCAAGGACGCCUGCAAGCCGGGGAGGCAGCAGCAGGCCACGGGAGACGUCGCCGCUCCCCGGAGGAAUCAGACGCUGCGCUCAAGGGGUCCAGGCAACGGCGAAGAGUGCGUGCCCAUGCUGAUGCUGAACCAUUCGGAAACCGAGGCACCGGCGGCCAGCCGGCUGCACCGUAGGACCAGCAGCAACGCCGCCAGGCUGCUAGAGAUGGGCGCCUCCAGCAUCUCCUCCGCGGCCAACGUGGCGUGCAGCACGGGCGCCGACGGCAGCUCCUCGGCGGUGAAUCCGGCGUCGACGACGGCCAACCUGAUCCAGUUCACCGAUCUGAUGCACCGCGGAAGCACGCCAUCGGCCUCCGUCAAGAUCAUCGCCACCAAGAUCGAAACCGCAACAACAAAACAACUGAGGAGGAGCUUGGACUAGUUAUGCAAUGCAAAUACGGUGUGCGCGUGUACAUAGACAACCGAGAUGCUGGCGGACACCAAGACUGUGGCGUGCCCUUCUCUGCACCAUGGAACAACCGGGCAAGGACGGACGUGCAUUGUUCCUCCGCUUCUUGUUUCUUCCUUUUUUUUUUUCUUUUUUUUUUUUAAGCAAACGAACUCGGAUAUUUUAUCUCUUGUUCAUAUUUAUAAGACAUCUAGGCUUCAGCUGCAGAUCCCAGAGUACAUAAUUAUAUCGCUGUUAAUUAUAGUACCAUAAUGCGGAGUCGUUGGGCGAAGGAUGUGGUGUUGGCUUGUUCUUGAAAGCAGAGCUCUAUGAAUCGGAAACGGACGAGUGCUUUUUCACUACGAGACUUCGUAUGUACAUAUUCCGCUCUUGUAAUGUAGUUACACGAAGCAAAUGGACCAAUAGGUAUUUUUUGAAGAAAAGAAUAUGUUUAUUAACGAAGAAAGCUGGAUGCAUUUUCAAAUGUCGACGAUGUGGAGCAAAAGACCUGCUUACGGUGUUUGUUUCAUUUGAGUGAUUGUUAACCAUUGUAAACGUAGAAUACAAAAUAGCAUUGCAUCUUGACAUACCUAAGUGGCAGUUAACAGAGCCAUAAAGAAAGUUUUAAAUAAAAGGUUGCUCAAAAUAUU
Ixodes scapularis (black-legged tick) is the source of this 2723-nucleotide messenger RNA. Its product is annotated as potassium voltage-gated channel protein Shaw. The transcript has 7 exons. Gene Ontology annotation, biological process: protein homooligomerization; potassium ion transmembrane transport. The record is from RefSeq and is a predicted model, not a curated record. Gene Ontology annotation, cellular component: voltage-gated potassium channel complex; neuronal cell body membrane; dendrite membrane. NCBI's taxonomy places the organism in Eukaryota, Metazoa, Arthropoda, Arachnida, Ixodida, Ixodidae. Gene Ontology annotation, molecular function: delayed rectifier potassium channel activity; protein binding. Bases 292 to 2067 code for a protein of 591 amino acids.